Messenger RNA from Acanthosepion pharaonis, 606 nucleotides. NCBI's taxonomy places the organism in Eukaryota, Metazoa, Mollusca, Cephalopoda, Sepiida, Sepiidae. The record is from the annotation of a GenBank genome assembly.
AUGAUUCCUUUCAAGAACCACAGAGAUAUUCUCACAGCAACAGCAGUCUGGUACCUGAUAUUCUACUCUCCGUUUGAUAUUGUCUAUAAAUUGGUAAAGUUCCUGCCUUUCAAACUGUGUAUUGGCACAUUGAAAGAAACUCAGCGUGCCCACAAGGUCUACCAUGGAGUCACACACACUGCAAAACUCUAUCCCCAGGCCUAUCUGCUUAUUGUCAUCAUUGGUACAGUCAAAGGUGCCGGAAGUGGAAUCAUGAAAACAAUUGACAGACUUAUACGAGGUGUUUGGAUUCCAGGCAGCAAUGAAUUCUUACAACCUUCUUUUUACACAAAAGCUUGUCUGAUUGCUUCAAUUAUUUUUGUCCUUGAGAGGACUGCAGUGAUCGUUGCCCCCCACGCUUUUAUCUACUUUGGGGUAGUCAUUUUCUUUGUCUACUUCAAACUGUCGUCACUUCUUCUGGGCAUUCACGAUCCUUUCAUCCCAUUUGAGAACCUCUUCUGUGCCAUCUUCCUUGGUGGCAUGUGGGAUGCCCUGCGUCGUGCCAUUUCCAAAGAGGCUCCUGAAGAUGCCAACGGAAAGAGCAAGGCCGAUAAAAAGAACGAUUAA